CCAUAUUUGUUCUUCAUAGGGUAUCAUGCGUCGAGUAGUUCAACCCAGAAGAUCACCAAGUCCAGUGUCAACUCAUUCACCUCUCAGUGCGAGAGAUGUUCGAGAGAGGAAAACCUCUUUCUCGAAGGCUUCUUCUGGUGCUGAUCUGCAAGUUAUUGAGUGGAAUAUUGCUGAUCAGCUUCGUCAAGUCAAGUAUCACCCGGAGCACAGCCGGCAAGAGUUGUUCAUGGUUUUUAAAUAUGCAUUUAAUCAACUAAUUGAAAGCAAAGCUGUGGUUUACAAGUCGAUUUUGUCACAGAUUAAAGCAGAGUAUGAGGAGUUCAUUGAUACUCUGGAGAGAGGUCAGAGCCAGACAAUCUAUCUUCAGAGAAUGCUCAAGGCUCUGUUGUCGGAGAAAGAAAAUGUAAGGCAUUUUGUCCAGAGGGGCGAUGAACUUGAAGAGAAAAUGGCAAAACUUAAAAAGCAUAAUGCCCAAUUAAGGGAGAAACUCCACAUCAUAAGAGCAGAGAGAGCUCGGAGACUGGCUUCUGCAGAAAGUAAAUCGAUGCAUUCUGUUGUUAAAGAGACAAGGCUUCUGAUUCCUGGCUUGUCUCUGAAAGAUCUCACCGACUUACCCACUUUGAAGAAGACACUGUCUAGUUUAGAAGCGCAAGUAUGGGAGCUGAAGGAAGCUACAAAAUCUAAGUUUGCUGAGAGAAACCAGAAACUGAUUUUGAAACAACAGCUCACAAAGAAGGAAAAUGUGAGAGAUCAUGUGUUUGCCAAGCAUGAGAAAUCAAAAGAAAGAUGUGAGACCCUAAAGGUUGCUGUUGAGGCAGCAAGAACAGUGGUAGAUAAUCCAGACCAGGAUGUUCAUGUUAUUGAUGUUAUAUUUCGAGAGCUAGCAAACUAUGGUAACAGCAAGUAUGGGAAGAAGAGUGAUUCCUUACAGUUCUUUGCAAGCUUUGAUGAGGAUGAUCCCUUAAAGAAGAAAGAGGCAGAACUUUUGAUUGAGUAUGUUGAUCACUUCAACAAUUUAUUUGAUUUUGGACAGUUUGAAUUGGCUGCAAUGCAUGCUGCCAACUCACCAAUGGGAAUUCUGAGAUCUUAUGAAACCAUGAUCAAAUUCAAACAAGCUGAAUGUAAGGAAGGUGAGGUGUCACCUCUUUUGAUGUUCUGUGAUGCUUUGAUGGCCACAGCAUCAGCGGCACAACCUCUCACGGGAGCUAUGUCUUCUGAAUGUAUCCGCUGUGCGCUCAGUGAUGGACGUCUGGACCUUGCUACCCAUUGGCUUGCUCAGGAGAAGUUAACAUUUUCUAUUCCUCUUGGCGAUGCUUUUUGCAACUUCUGCAAAUGCCUUAAAAAAUGUUCAUGCACCUGUAUUCCUUUGGCACAAACUGUUUACAUGAAAGUUGGUGCGCAUCAUCAAGUUGUUGCUUGUCUUUGCAGGCAAGGAAAAUUCUCAAUCAUGUUGAAUUAUGCACAGAAGCAUGCAAAGUUCACAACAGAGGAUUUCAGAUCAAUCCUGCUGAGGAAUCCUUCUCCAGAACUAGCAAAGCUUAUGCUCAGUAGUCCUGGUACUAAUGGCAGGGUUGGGUUGUUAAGUUUUGCAUCUGUUGUUGGAGCAUUUUUAGAUGACAACAAACCUGAGAUGUUAGUGAAUUUGUUAAAGCAUCUCUCUCAGAGCAGCUCUGAUGACUUAUCUACUGUGAUGACAGAUGCAUUGUUUAAUGAGACUAGGAGUGACAAUAUGGAUUCAAACAGAUGGCUGUUGGUUGUUGAUAUGUGCCAGGAAUCUGGUUUGCUGGGAAUUGGUGUUGAAGUAUUGUCCAUUCUAACCAUAAGGGAGGCACUAAACAAAGCAUCCAUUGCUUUUAGUAUGGAUUACAUUUCUUAAGCAAAAAUUUAAGAUUUUAGUGGACAGAAGUGCAUAUUCAGUUUGUAAGUGGUCUCAUAUUAUUAAAACUUAGUAACAGAGACACUAGAACCAAGAUUUAACUAUUUCAGCACAUACCCAAUACCUAUUUCAGAGAUUUCAUCAAAUGGUUCAAUUCAAAAGCCACAAUGUCUAAUUGUUAGGAAUCAAUAAGGUGUCCUGCUCAAAUAGAAUAAUUUUACGAAAAGUACCCGUGUAGAGGGGAUACACAGGAACCUGAGGUGAGGGAAAAAGUAGGAGAUUAGAUUAAGUGCCCUAUAUCAUUUUCGUAAGGACUCUUCUUUAUAGACAAAGACAAACUUCAGUCUUGUGGUGUGUAAGGAGACAACUGGAAUAUCAAUGAAACUUUCAUAAAUGA
Messenger RNA from Pocillopora damicornis (cauliflower coral), 2273 nucleotides. Its product is annotated as clathrin heavy chain linker domain-containing protein 1. NCBI's taxonomy places the organism in Eukaryota, Metazoa, Cnidaria, Anthozoa, Scleractinia, Pocilloporidae. The record is from RefSeq and is a predicted model, not a curated record.